CACUUAAAUGCCAUCCAUUCGCACUGAACUACAAUGCAGCUUCUACUUUACUUACUAACAACAUCAACCAAGUGCUGAUCAUGUCUUGCUCUGCAUAGUGUUGACGUCCACCCAUGGCGUCAGCAAUCAAAAAGGGCGACGUCUCGGAGAAGACAGCAUUGAGAGGAAAAUCUAAAAAUGAGAGGACAGAGGAGCAGUGGUUUUGGAGUUCAUCUCCUUGCGCUGGUUCUUGGCACAUUCGUUGUGCUGCCCACUACGCUUGUGCACGCUAAAAAGAAUCGCCGCUCAGGGGACGCUUUUCUCCAACCCGUCUCAGCGGAUCCGUCCUUCAGUUCCACUGUCGCAGCAUCACCUUUAUGGGCUGUUUGUUUCAUCCCCCUACUAAUUCGCCAGCUCUUUGCAAUAGAGAUCGACUCGACCACAGGUAGUAGAAGUGUCAAAUUACAAUCAGGAAAUGGAUUAUGCUUAUGCAAGAUUUGGAUUACAAUCUCUAACAUCAUCAUCUUCGUCGUCAUCGUCGGCAGCGGUUGGUGAGUCCUUUUUGCCGGUGCCUUCUGCGACAUUAACUCAAGGGCCUGUUGCUCGCGAUCUUUCAGGAGGAACCUCAGUCGAGGUAGCAAUUUCACCUGAUGGGACGACGUUUAUCGAACAAGAGUUCGCUGCGAAGAGAACAAAUGAGGGAUCGCGUCAACAAGCUGGUGGACGUGUAGCACUAGGUUCGGAUGCCCUUCCCGUAAAUCGAAAAACAGGUGGCGGAGGAACACAUCGACCGGGCGUGGACGAGGCAGCGCCACCCCCUGGAAAACGUUACGGCUCUUAGUCUGUGAUACAUCGUUGCUUUUUUUCUCGACCGCCUCACUUGCUUAGCCCUCCGCUUGAAACUCUUUGUCGAUUCUCUGUUUCUAAUAUUAGAACGGGGCAGCACCGAGAUCACCACCUGCGCCAGGCGCUGGACUAGCAGACCAACCAGGACUGGUGGGCGAAGCAGGACCCGUAUCAGCAUCGCCACCUGUAGGUGAAGCGCUAUCACGAUCGCCAUCAUCAUCAUCAUCAUCACCACCGGCAUCAUCGUCCGAGUCCGCAGUUAGCAGUGGAGAUGGCGCUGGACUGACGGACCCAGCAGAACUAGAGUCACCACCAUCGUCACCUCGGUCACGACCUUCGUCACUUUCAUCACCAGCAAGUAGCCUGGAUGCUGACUAUGACGCUGCUGCGCUGACCCCUCGACCGACGGGCGAUGCCGGACCAGCGCCGUCAGCGUCAUCUGCGUCACAACGUCCGUCUGGUACUCUGAAGCUUGAGUUGAUGAAUCAACGAUCCUGAGCCUUCGCCACUCUUAAGCUUCUACUUCUUAAUCGAUUCCUCUAGCUUCUGAAUCCUGCAUUAGUAGUAUGUCCCUAUCUCACUUACCCACUCACGUAAGUGAACGCUUAAUAUGAAGGACAGAGCUCGAAACUUGUACGGAACGCCUCAGGUAGUGUCGAUGGCGAAGCAGGAUCAGCGCUACGAAGCAAGGAGAUGGAAGAUCCGCCACACGCUUAUGGCCUCUCCAGUCUGGUUUUAGUUACUGAGGCAGUGCGCUGGCGAUGAUCUUUCGAGCAAGAGCUUAGAAAAUGUGGCCUCUCUCGGAAUCUUUAGACGCAAUGUUUUUAGAUUUUUCCCAUUUAGUGGGCCUCCCUUGGAUUCUCUCUAACAAUCUGCCGCUACGGGGUCAGAUGACCGACAGGGGGAGAGCGUGCAAGUACUACGAGGACCAGACCCCGCACCACCAAAAACGGAAGAAAAAGCAAAACCAAAGGGGCCACCACCACCGAGGGCUGACAAUUCGAAGCCGGGGCCAGACGCUUAUGGCCUCCCCAAUUUUGCUUUAGUUACUGAGGCGGGGCGUCGUCGAUGACCUUUCGCGCAAGAGCUUAGAAAAUGUGGCCUCUCUUCGAAUCUUUGGACGCAAUGUUUUUAGAUUUUUCACAUUUAGUUGGCUUCCCUUUGAUUCUCUCUAACAAUCUAGCGCCAGCCGGACAAAUGUCGAACCAAAGCCAAAGGAACGCCGAGCAGUAGCAAGUCACCUACCAUUACCCCCACCCCCACCACGAAAGCCUGCCGCGAAAGCUGGUACUCUAAAGUUUAGAUAGAGUACUCGACGUUCCUGAUUCUAAUAACCUCGCUGAGCCCUCUUACUUAGUCACUCUCAAACUUCCACUUCUUAAACCUGCGCGAUUCCGCGACCUUCUGAAGCCUGCGCGGCGUACGUCUCUACCUCAUAACUUACCUACCCAGGUGGCGCAGCAGAAUCUUGGGCGAGGUAUGGGCCCGGGAGCUACCAGAACAUCCGGGGCCUUCUGGCUCAGAACGAGGAUAAGAUACGCGCGCGCGCUGGCCGUGGCCUCAGUGGCGGAGUCAUCCUUCCUAACGUCGUACAGGGCUUGCAGACUUAUGGCGCCAUUGAUUGAGAGCAGAGCUGGGGGACUGUCGGCCGGCACUUGUGCAAGGGUUCAGGAAUGCAGGAAUGUCCUGACACGGCACUCCCCUAGGAACAUUCUCAAGCAGUGGCGCCUGCCAUAGACGCUUGCUCGACAGAUGCAACCUCCCGGCAGCCAAAGUGUGUAACGCGUGGGAUUAUAGCAUCCUUCGUUCGGGGCCGCCUUACGAGGCGCUGCGGGUUUUCCAGCGUAGCACGACAGCACUGGACGCUGAUGCUUAAGGCUACCAGCCUCUAGCCCAUCUGCGUCGAGGUCCCUCAAGUGAUGCGCGCGCUCAAAUAUAGGGGAGACGCUGAGGCAUAUACUAGAGGGAUCGCAACAGAGACGAGCCCCCCGGGAUGGCUCUAAUCAGGAAAAGCGCGACUCACGCACUACGAGAAGGACGCGAGGCUGGUGGACAGCAGCAGCAAUGUCUGGACGAACGUGCUACAGCUACAGCCCGAGUCGGCGCGCGGCGAAAUUCUGGAGUUGGUAUACGGCAGAAGAGAUUCUCUGGAUGGCGGCAAGCGCGCGGGCAUGCCAGGAUUCUUCGAGGACAGGCUGCUGGCGCUUCUUUCCCAUGCAGGAGCAUCGACACACGACACGCAGCCCCCAUGGGCGGGGGAGGGCGUGGAACUGUUUGUCUAAUCGGUGACUGAUACUCCAGCGCUUUGCUGAGAUCUGAGACCGGGGAGAGUAAUCCAUCACUCUUGUACAGAUUUCAAACGACAUGAAGAAGCUCCGUUACUCAUGUGCAGCCGUUUUUUUUCUUGUGGCUGUUGAAGCUGAUAUCCUGGAUAGAAAGAAGAGGAAUGACGCAACGACAACGGCGCCCAUAAUCGUGACAAUUUCGGUGACCGUUGGAAAAUGAACCAAGUGAAGGCGCGCCCCUCGUCUCUGGAUCCAAAUAAGUCACCCACGAAAGUGGCCAGCUUCGUUCUGAAGGGUUCGAAGAUAAGUGGG
Molecule: messenger RNA, 3422 nt
Organism: Amoebophrya sp. A25
Lineage: Eukaryota; Dinophyceae; Syndiniales; Amoebophryaceae
Source: the annotation of a GenBank genome assembly